GAAUUGGAUAUUAAUCAAUUUAUUACAUUUAGUUUUUUUUCCGAUUGAUUGAUAUUAGUGUAACAAUAUGUAUAGUGAAUUUUUGAAAAUUAUUAAUCGUUUUAUUAUUGAUAUACAUUUGGAUGAACCACAUGUUUUGCGACGAUUAUUUCCUGUCAAUUGUGAAUACAUAAGACCAUUAUUGUUCACGAAUAAAACACGACAAUAUGAAAAUGGAAUUGAAGAAAAAUUACAAAGAUAUUUGCAAGAAUUUUCAACCACCGACACCACCAUCACCAAGGAUGUAGAGGAAAAUGAAGCUGAAAACAACAACAACAACAACAACGGCUACAAUUCGAUUGAUUCGACAAAAGAAACAUCAUCAUUGUCAAUGUAUAAACUUAUUGUUGAAAUAUUACGAAAAUGUGAAGAAUUCUAUUGCCAUAAUAAUGCCAUAAUUGGUCCAUUAGUAAAUGAAUGGAAACAUUUAUUCAAAAAUAACCUCAGAUAUUUAAACGAUGAUAGUUUUCAUGAAAAAGAACGAAUCCAACGAUUUUUGGAUGAAUUUUGUCGUCAUAUUGGUGCAUGGAUAAUUGUUGCCGAUGAUCAUAAGAAUCAAUUCUUACGAAUUAGUCAUAUGAUUAGAUGGAUUUGUAGCCAUAUUCAUAUACCAUAUCGUGUACCCGUAUCAUCAUUGUUUAACGAUCAUAAUAAUGAUGAUGAUGAUUAUUACAAUGAUUGUCAUCAUCAUGAUUAUUUUGCUUUACGUAUAUCCAUAUCGAUUGUUUAUCAUUUAAUUCAAUAUCGUAUUUAUUUACUUGAUCACUUUUAUCAAUGUUUGGAGGAAAUUCAAAAAUUAUCAAUGAAUUCGUUUAUGAUGAUGAAAUCGUGGCCACAAUCAUCAUCCGGUCAGUUGAUGAAUAUAAAUCCAACAACUGCUACUACUACAAAUACAUAGUGUAUGUAAAACAAGCAAUCUAUACAUCCGGUUUUUUGUUGAGAUAGACAGAAAACAAAAAUUAUUGUGAGAUUUUUGGAACAAAUUAAACGAAAACAACAACAAU
Dermatophagoides farinae (American house dust mite) is the source of this 1043-nucleotide messenger RNA. RefSeq lists its product as uncharacterized. The record is from RefSeq and is a predicted model, not a curated record. NCBI's taxonomy places the organism in Eukaryota, Metazoa, Arthropoda, Arachnida, Sarcoptiformes, Pyroglyphidae.